Molecule: messenger RNA, 2196 nt
Organism: Cucurbitaria berberidis CBS 394.84
Lineage: Eukaryota; Fungi; Ascomycota; Dothideomycetes; Pleosporales; Cucurbitariaceae
Exons: 5
Coding region: 1-2196 (731 amino acids)
Biological process (GO): regulation of gene expression
Cellular component (GO): nucleus
Molecular function (GO): protein binding
Source: RefSeq, a predicted model, not a curated record
AUGAGUUUUGGACAUUCGGGGAACCCCACUACCAAUGCAUUCGACCUUAGUACGGCACUCGCUCAGCUUGGACUCAGCCAGUAUGUGGAGCGCCUACAAGAAAACGGCUUUGAGGAUUGGGGCACUGUGGCCGCGAUCACGGAAGCCGACAUGACCGAAUUGAACUUCAGGCUGGGCGAUCGCCGGAAACUUCAACAUGCAAUACGUGAGUAUAGCGGUUCAUCGCAAGGGCUACCCGCCCCCGGGGGACAUUCCGAGAUAACGCCGCAAUCCUCACAGCAGGCAGCACGUACUACCAGACUGUAUCGACGGCACCCGCGACCAGAUCCUAAUGCCCCCCAUAAGCCUAAAACGGCUUAUGUGCUCUUCGGGGAGUAUGUCCGGCAGGAUCCUGCACUCAGUCAUUCGUCUUUUACAGAAAUCGCCAAGGAAACUGGGAAACCUUGGAGGGAACUGCCUCAGGAAGACCGGAUGGGCAUCUGGGAAACACCGGUUGCUGACAGGCUGCAAGAGUACAAAAGAGAGCUCGAGCUUUACAAGCAAACAGAGAACUACCAGAACCACCAAACAUAUCUUGAGCAAUUCAAGCAAAAACGGCAAAAUCCAGAUACAUUAAUUCCGCCGGGCAACAAACCCCCAUCUAUUCACGAAUUCGAAUCUUUUGAUCAGCUACUUGGCCCGCAGGAAGGACUCGAAGCUACCCGUCAAGAGAGCGUAAACAUAGAUGAUCUAGAUUUGGAAGGUCAGUCGGAAGAUGAAGCACCGCCCACCGAGGAUGCGAUGGAAGAGGUACGCCAUAUUUCGAAAGCUCUCGGUGUCAACCCUCACUUGACCAGAGUUACUGCAUUUCCAUCAGAAGACAGGACAACCAAAGCCGUUGAAGCCUUCGUCUUUGGAACAGGUUCGCUUCUCUACCUUUGGAACCAGGAGGAAGCCUUCGACCUUGUUAGAUCUGUUUACCACCCACAAAGCGACUCAAAACCAGUGGACGCGACCGAAGUCUUUGCAAUGGCAGCAGUAGGAAGCUAUUGUGAUGCAGAGAGCCAUACAAAUUUGGCCCAGGAGAAGUUUCUCCAUUUCUUCCUGUACAUGCUGUCCUCAUCUUCAGCUCUGUGUGAACUCCGCUGCAUGCGGCUUUUUGCAUGCCUAGCGGUAUGUCGUUUCACUAAUAGCGUGCAAAGCGCUAGGAGACUUAUGUUCUCAGCUCUCAGUAUGGGAAGGCAGACGAUUACGUCUCCAUCGUUUGAGGCAGAACACUCCGAAGAGAAAGUACACUAUUGGCGAAAUGUGUUCCGAAGUGUCGUCUUUCUAGAAAGCUGGUUUGCAUAUAAUACUAGCCACGACUCACGGAUAUAUCGUUCCUCUCCUUCGCACGCUAAACAAGGACUCCUUCAAGAAUGCGUUGGCGAACUUGGCCGGUUAGGCACAUACAUAGCGAUUGACUUGAAGACUGCAAAUCAGCCAAAGGCUGUGCAAGCUUCGGUUUAUUUCGAGUCCCUUAGCGAAUGGCACCGUACCCUUCCACCGCCGAUGCAACUGAGUCGUCUCAGUCUUGCAGAUCCAUUCACUAUGAACUGGGAUACACAGCGGUCUCUGUUGCAGUUACAUAUACUCUUCCUAGGCGUGUUUGUUGAGCCUUUUCGAACUUGUUUAGUUGAUCUUGGGAGGUCCCGCUUAAGCAAUACCUCUAUCGACACGAAUGACCUGGGCGCCCUAAAACACGUUGAAGAGCAAUGCGUCUUGGCGGCACGGCAAUCCGCUCGGGUGGCAUCACUACUACAGACUAACGGUUUGAUCCGAUCGCACUGCUGGGUUUCUAUCUAUACCAGCUUCACUGGCUGUGCAGUACUCUUAUUCAGCGCUUCGCAGAGAUUGGCCGAGCUCUCCGGAGAAGAAACUAGCCAAGAGCUAUCAUACGCAUCUUCACAUCUGAAUAUACUCGCCUUCUGCAGCUACGAUAACGUCAUGGCGAGAAAGCUCUACGUACAACUUCAGAUCAUUUUCAAUGAUAUCAGAGAGAUCGUAGUAUCCCCGGUUUAUCACACAAUGCGCGAGAUGGACAUCGCCGUCAAAGACGUAUCGCUCGUACCGCUCUCGCAUUAUGACGCUGUUGAAGGGGCGGAGGAGGUUAGCAGGGCUAUAUUAGACAUAACAAGGAACAGUAUAGUUAUACUUCAGCAACGCAUCGGUAACUAG